AUGUUCACGUCCAAGUCCAACUCGGUGUCGCCCUCGCCGUCUCUGGAGCAGGCUGACUCGGACGCGCUGGACAUCAGCACCAAAGUGCAGCUCUAUGGUGUGCUGUGGAAGCGGCCCUUCGGGAGGCCGUCGGCCAAGUGGUCUCGACGGUUUUUCAUCAUCAAAGAGAGCUUUCUUCUUUACUACUCUGAGAGUGAAAAAAAGAGCUUUGAAACCAACAAAUACUUCAAUAUACAUCCUAAGGGUGUCAUCCCUCUGGGGGGCUGCCUGGUGGAGGCUAAGGAAGAGCCCAGCAUGCCCUACGCCAUGAAAAUCUCCCACCAGGAUUUCCACGGGAACAUCUUGCUGGCUGCCGAGUCGGAGUUUGAGCAGACCCAGUGGCUGGAGAUGCUGCAGGAGUCUGGGAAGGUGACUUGGAAGAAUGCCCAGCUGGGAGAAGCCAUGAUCAAAAGCCUAGAGGCCCAGGGGCUGCAGCUGGCCAAGGAGAAGCAGGAGUAUUUAGACAAACUGAUGGAAGAGACUGAAGAACUCUGCCUUCAGAGGGAGCAGAGAGAGGAGCUUGAGCGCCUGAACCAGGUGCUGGAGGCCGAGAAGCAGCAGUUUGAGGAGGUGGUACAGGAGCUGAAGAUGGAACAGGAGCAGAUCAAGAGGGAGCUAGAACUGACUGCAAGAUGCCUCAAGGGUGUGGAGCAAGAGAAAAAGGAGCUGAAGCACCUCACGGAGUCCUUACAGCAGAUGCUGGAGGAACUCUCCAUAGAGAAGAAGAAAACCCUGGAAAUGCUGGAGGAAAAUGAGAACCAGCUGCAGACACUGGCCAAUCAGAGCGAGCAGCCCCCUCCCAGUGGGGGUCUCCAUAGCAACCUGAGGCAGAUAGAGGAGAAGAUGCAGCAGCUCAUAGAGGAGAAGCUCCUGGCGGAGAAGCGGAUGAAGGAGAACGAGGAACGCUCGCGGGCCCUGGAGGAGGAGCGGGAGUUCUAUUCCAGCCAGUCCCAGGCGCUGCAGAACUCGCUGCAGGAGCUGACGGCGGAGAAGCUGCAGGCUGAGCGCGAGCUCAAGGCUGAGGUGAAGGUCCGCAUGGACCUGGAGAGGCGUCUGCGGGAGGCAGAGGGGGCCUUGCGGAGCCUGGAACAGGGGCUCAACUCCAAGGUGCGGAACAAGCAGAAAGAGGAGAGGAUGCGGGCUGACGUGAGCCACCUGAAGAGGUUCUUUGAAGAGUGCAUCCGGAAUGCGGAGCUGGAGGCCAAGAUGCCGGUCAUCAUGAAGAACUCCGUGUACAUCCACAAGGCGGCCACUCGCCGCAUCAAGAGCUGCCGCUUCCACCGGCGCAGGUCCAGCACCUCCUGGAAUGACGUGAAGCCGUCCCAGUCCUUCAUGACCUCCCAGCUGGAAGCCAACAACAUGGAGGAGCUGAAGGAGGUGGCCAAGCGGCUCAGCCGGGACCAGCGCUUCCGCGAAUCCAUCUACCACAUCAUGGCGACCCAGCCUGGAGCCCCCUCUAAGCUUCCGCCGGCGGGAAAGUGA
This is a messenger RNA of Mesoplodon densirostris (Blainville's beaked whale), 1521 nucleotides long. RefSeq names its product pleckstrin homology and coiled-coil domain containing D1 (gene PLEKHD1). NCBI's taxonomy places the organism in Eukaryota, Metazoa, Chordata, Mammalia, Artiodactyla, Ziphiidae. Bases 1 to 1521 code for a protein of 506 amino acids. The record is from RefSeq and is a predicted model, not a curated record. The transcript is spliced from 13 exons.